Molecule: messenger RNA, 4451 nt
Organism: Lepus europaeus (European hare)
Lineage: Eukaryota; Metazoa; Chordata; Mammalia; Lagomorpha; Leporidae
Gene: ASB7
Product: ankyrin repeat and SOCS box containing 7
Exons: 7
Coding region: 370-1326 (318 amino acids)
Biological process (GO): intracellular signal transduction
Molecular function (GO): protein binding
Source: RefSeq, a predicted model, not a curated record
CCCCCGCGGCCGGCCCUGCCCGGGGUGUUUCUUCAAUGGAGAAGUUGGCGAGUGUGGCGGAGACGGGAAGGCGGGCGAGGGGCAGCAGCUGAGGGGACAGGUGGGAGCCGGCGGCGGCGGAGAGCCGGGCAGCAUCCUCGGCCAGCCCUUACAGACUUUGCGUGUCUAGUUCACGUGCCGCUGCGUGGUGUGCCGCUGCCUCUGCAGAUCCAUCAAGGUUGAGAAGCUCUGGGGCUCUGCCGUCAUCCCCACCAUGCUGUACGUGCACAAUGGUUACUAGGCAAUCCACAUACCAGGAGAGGGGACACUCUUCCGUCAGGCUGAUCCCUGUGACCUAAUGACUCCUUUGUAACAAGCGACUCAGCUAGGAUGUUACACCACCACUGUCGAAGGAACCCUGAACUGCAGGAAGAAUUGCAGAUCCAGGCCGCGGUGGCCGCUGGGGAUGUCCACACAGUGCGGAAGAUGCUCGAGCAAGGCUACUCUCCCAACGGCCGCGACGCCAAUGGGUGGACGCUGCUCCAUUUCUCUGCAGCAAGAGGAAAGGAAAGAUGCGUUCGAGUAUUUCUGGAACAUGGAGCCGACCCCACGGUGAAGGACUUAAUCGGAGGCUUCACCGCUCUUCAUUAUGCAGCCAUGCAUGGCCGGGCCCGGAUUGCACGCCUGAUGUUGGAGUCUGAAUACAGGAGCGACAUCAUUAAUGCCAAAAGCAACGACGGCUGGACUCCCCUCCACGUGGCUGCCCACUACGGGAGGGACUCGUUUGUCCGGCUCCUACUGGAGUUCAAGGCCGAGGUCGACCCGCUCAGCGAUAAAGGCACAACGCCGCUUCAGCUCGCCAUCAUCCGCGAGCGGUCCAGCUGCGUGAAGAUCCUGCUGGACCACAACGCCAACAUCGACAUCCAGAACGGCUUCCUGCUGCGCUACGCCGUGAUCAAGAGCAAUCACUCCUACUGCCGCAUGUUCCUCCAGCGAGGGGCAGACACAAACUUGGGGCGCUUGGAGGACGGCCAGACCCCCCUGCACUUGUCCGCCCUCAGGGACGAUGUGCUCUGUGCACGGAUGUUGUACAAUUACGGAGCGGACACGAACACAAGGAACUACGAGGGGCAGACCCCACUGGCUGUCUCAGUUAGCAUCUCUGGAAGUAGCCGGCCGUGUCUGGAUUUCUUACAAGAAGUCACAAGACAGCCCAGAAACUUGCAGGACCUGUGCCGAAUUAAAAUUCGACAGUGUAUAGGCCUUCAAAACCUAAAGCUACUUGAUGAGCUACCGAUUGCCAAGGUCAUGAAAGACUACUUAAAACACAAAUUCGAUGAUAUCUGAUACGAAAGAACUGAGAGAGGUUAGGAGUUCUAUUCCAGACACUUAAGAGGCUUUUCGCCUUGCACAAAGUAUAUCCUAUGCAAUUUCUGAUUUGCUGUAAAAGUCAGAAAGCAGGUAUACACUUUUAGGUUUUCUGUUUGUUUGGUUGGUUGGUUUUCAUUGUAGGGGAGGGAUUUUUUUAUAUAUAUAAACACACUCACAAACACACACAGACACCCCCCCACACACAUGCUUGAAAGUCUUAAUUUGGUUUCUUGGUCCAAGUUUAAGUGGUCCAAUCUUUCUAUACAAUAUUGCAUUUAGAAAACCCAUUUUCCUUCAAUGACACAAGCAGGUUUGGAGUGGCGCAUUCACCCUUUCCCCGUUUGUCGUCCCAUUGGUGAGCACGGUACUGUCAGCCAGCCGCACACUUGUGAAAGUUGGGAGGCGCGGCUUCACCCAGGGGGCUCCUGGGUCGUCCUGGAAACUGCCCUGAGAAAUUGUAAAGUGAUGCUGUCAGCUCAUUCAUUUCUAAUGAGCGCAGAUUGGCUAUUUCACACUGUCCUGUUCCUAAUCAAUGCAGCUUUCGGGUGACGUGCAGCCAGCACCUCUGCUCUCCUGGUGUGCUCUUGUUUUUAUCUUAUUUUUUUUAACAGCUGUUGGACACUACCCUGAGACAUUGUGUCUUAAACUUCUGUCUCUGGUCAAAUUGUGCUCUAACAAAGAUUAACAGGAAAGAAAACCUCUACAAAGCCAGUGUAUUCUGUUCUUCAAACAGUGCCUCCAGUGCAGCACCUUUGCUGGUGUGUUUUAUCCAUCAUCUCACUCGCCCUUCAUUCCACAGCCGGCUCUGACGCCCACAAGGACAGGAGCCACCGCUGUCAUUCUCCCUGCAGAGCCCUCGUGUGUCCGUUGCAAUUUCCAUUUUAAACUUUGUCUUUUUACUUCACCUUAAGCAGAAAAUUUCAUAUCCUGGUGUUAGAGUAUUCCCUAAAAAAUAGCCCCCAAUAUUGUUCAGCCGUUUGGCUUUUCCGGUUAAAUAACUUAGGGUGGUUUCGUGAUGGUUUUUUUUUCUCCCCCCUUUCCAAUUUAAAAAAUACACAUCCUCUCCAGCGGGUACACAUUUGUAAGUCUGGCUGAUUCCUAGUGGGCGAAUUAAACACUGCCCGUCUGCCUGAGUGCAGUGAAGCCCUUGGGGCGAGCGUGCUGCCCUCAGGGUUGGUGGGGCAUGCCUGCAGUGUGAGGGGGGCUAGGCUGAAGUGUGCAGACCCCUAAAGGCCCCCAGCACUGCGUCCCCUGCCUGACACCUCGUCACAUCCGAUGCAGAAGAACCUUCUCGCACGUACCAAGAUUGUUUGUGCUUUGGGAAACUUCCAGAUACUUAACACGCUCUUAAUAAAGCUGUUAGGAGACACCUACGGGACAAAGGGCAUCUCCUCACUGCUCCGAAUCUCUGGCCUUAAGUCCCGAGGUUGAAAACGGUUUCACUGAGGAGCGACCUCUGGGCUGUUUCCUGCCGCCCAGGGUCCACCCCUUCCCAGGCUGCAGCAUGGCGGCGGCCUCGGAGAACGGGCUGUGCCCAUGCCAGGCGACACACAGCUUUCCGAGGAACCCUGGCGGGUGGCACACACUCUCGCAGGUUCCCGUGUGCAGGUCUCGGGAGCAUCCCCACACCCUGGCUGGAGCCAGGGGACAGGAAUGGGUCCUCUGAUCUACAUCUCCCAAAAGUCAUCUCCGUGGAGAGGGUCCCAUGUGAAAGUCGUUCCUGCGGCCUACUUCUCUGAGCUGACCCCUGGGCCGGCACCCACACCUCGGCAGCACCAAGGGCACACACGCGUGCCCCAAAUCAGGUGUGACUUCUUUCUCCCGAAAACCCAAGCCAGGGAGGCGAGGAGGCAGGCCCCUCCCGUGUCCUGUACUCAGCUCUGCCCUUGUGACGUGCGCCAGGGGCUUCUUCCCACGUGGGUGUGCACUAACUUACUCACUUCAUGUUGCAAAUGCUUCUCUCUCCCCCAGCCAUUCAGAGGUUUCCAAACUUAAGCUAGCGUCAGGGAAUUCCAAGUGAAAAGAUCAGAUUAAGGUAAAUUCUUCCUUCUGUAUUGCUGCUGUGAUUCAGAAAAAAAAAAAAAAAAAUUAUGAGAGCUCUUCCUGGAAUUGAAAAUUUCUAUUUAAUGAAGAAGUAUAUAAUUCCAUUAUUUAUUGUUUGAGGUUUGAUUUAUCUGGAAGCUUAAAAAGAAUGUUUUAUUUUUGUUGUUGUGUUGUUGUUAAUAAAAUCCCAAUCACACACGGUGUUUACCAGUGACUGAGCAUCUUGAGGUUGGUAACUGGUGGGGUGCAGUGUUGCACCUGCAGGCCCCACCGACAGCGGGCUGGCAGGGAAGCCGUCUGUGGUCAUGGAGUGAGUGAGAACCGGCAUUUUUCUAAAUUAAUGGAUUGGUUUUUCCAGAGUCUUGACUAAAACGUUCAGAAUAUUAUCACACUUGUUACUGAUUCCUCGCUGUAUUCCUUGGUUUUGUUUUUUUUUUUUUGAAAUUCAUUAUUUAAGCCUAUUACUAAAUCUUUAUUAAAAAAAUAUAUUUGGCAAGUAGACCAAAGAAACCAGCUCAUAAAAGAUAAUGAUUGUUAAUGAACUGCAAACCUCAUCUUUUGAAAACAAGGGUGGUUGUUUUUCUUUUUUUUUCUUUUUUUGUAAAUAUUUGUGUUUAUAAAUGUACAGCAGAGUAAGAGUUUUGUUUUUUUUUUUUUUAGAUUAUUUAAUUCCCAUAUUUCUAAACUAUUUACUACAGAGUAACCCAUGCUCAUUGGCUUGGAGGACUUGACUGUUUGGUUUUUUAGUUCAUUUUCAGUCCUGCUGGGAACAGUGUUUCUGCCAGAGAGUGAGUGUUCUGGUGGCAGGGAGCGCGCACGCCUGGAGUGGGAGGGAGCCUGGCACCGCCUGUGGGACACGCCCCAGGAGGCCCAGCGCAGUGUAGUCAGCGGUGGCCCUUCCUGCUCCCCACAGACUGUGAUUGGGGUGAGGCCCGGUUGCCCACAAACUUAGCUUUCAUGUAACUCCUAGUGUGUUCUAUCACAAUGUAUUCUGUUCUUCCUUUGUAAUGUAAGUUUUGCUUUGGGUCAAUUUGAAUUAAAAAAAAAAAAAAACUUAA